AUGGCCAGUCUAAACGCUGUUCUGUUGCCCAAGGCGGCAACCGCCUCCGCAUCAAUCUCGGCGCUCACUCCGCGGGCCCUCGGCAGCAAGUCGCACAUUGCACAGUCGCUGCCCGUUAGGUCUCCCGCGUCUCGCGCUCCAUCGCACGCGCAACUCGCGCCGCGAUGCGUGCAGGCGGCCGAACCGCCGCUAACGGUGCCUAAAGCGUCGUCGAGCCCGGCGGAGCCGUGGUCGCCGGGCAGCUGGCAGACGCGCAAGGCGUGGCAGCAGCCCGAGUACCCCGACAAGGCGGCGCUCGCCGCCGCGCUCGAGGAGCUCGAGCGGUGCCCGCCGCUGGUGUUCGCGGGCGAGGCGCGCGCGCUGGAGGAGAAGCUGGGGGAGGCGGCUCUGGGGAAGGCGUUCCUGCUGCAGGGCGGCGACUGCGCGGAGAGCUUCAAGGAGUUCCGCGCGGACAACAUCCGCGACACCUUCCGCGUGCUGCUGCAGAUGGCCGUCGUCCUCACCUUCGGCGGCCAGAUGCCCGUCAUCAAGGUUGGGCGCAUGGCGGGGCAGUUCGCCAAGCCGCGUUCCGACCCCCUGGAGACGCGCGGCGACGUGAGCCUGCCGUCGUACCGCGGCGACAACAUCAACGGCGACGCUUUCACACCCGAGUCGCGCGUGCCCGACCCGCAGCGGCUGGUGAAGGCGUACAGCCAGGCGGCGGCGACGCUGAACCUGCUGCGCGCGUUCGCGACGGGCGGGUACGCGGCGAUGGAGCGCGUGAGCAAGUGGGAGCUCGCCUUCAUGGAGAACCAGGAGCAGGCCUCAAGAGUUUCUCGAAACGGAGAUGCCAGACGUCCAGACCCCUUUCUCCCCCUCCCCCUACCAUCCCUUCCUACCCCCCUUUCUCCCUUCCUCCGCUCCUCCUCCCCCAUCCUCUCUCCCCUGGCCGCGCGCGCGCGUGGCAGGUACGAGGAGCUGGCGUCGCGCGUGGAUGAGGCGCUGGGGUUCAUGGCGGCGUGCGGGCUGACGGCGGAGCACCCCAGCAUGCGCUCCACCGACUUCUUCACGUCGCACGAGUGCCUGCUGCUUCCCUACGAGCAGGCGCUCACCCGUAUCGACUCCACCACCGGCCGCUGGUACGACUGUUCGGCGCACUUCAUCUGGGUGGGCGAGCGCACACGGCAGCUGGACGGCGCACACAUUGAGUUCCUCCGCGGCGUCGCCAACCCCCUCGGCAUCAAGGUGCGCACGCUCUGCCAUGCCAUGCACUCGGUUAUCACAUGGGUUCUCACUCUAACAGGCUCUCAUGCCACACCCAGCAGCGGCAGCGGUAGUCCCAUGCGAGAAUGUGUUGGGGGUGGGAACUGGUUGGCAGUUGCAGUGGUGCGCCGUGCUGCCGUUAGUGGAGUGCCAGUGAGUGACAAGAUGCCCCCGCAGGACCUGGUGGAGGUGUGCCACAUCCUCAACCCCGACAACCGCCCCGGCCGCCUCACAGUGAUCGUGCGCAUGGGCGCGGAGAAGCUGCGCGAGAAGCUGCCGGCGCUGGUGCAGGCGGUGGAGCGCGAGGGGCUGGUGGUGACGUGGGUGUCCGACCCCAUGCACGGCAACACCAUCAAGGCUCCCAACGGCUACAAGACCCGCGACUUCAACUCCAUCCGGGCGGAGCUGAGGGCGUUCUUUGACGUGCAUGAGGAGCUGGGAACACACCCAGGGGGAGUGCACCUGGAGAUGACGGGGCAGAACGUGACGGAGUGUGUGGGCGGCACCAAGGAGGUGACCUUUGACGACCUGUCGUCGCGCUACCACACGCACUGCGACCCGCGCCUCAACGCCUCCCAGAGCCUCGAGCUCGCCUUCCUCAUCGCUGACCGCCUCCGACGAGGCCGCGGCAAGCCCUCGCUCUGGCUCCAGGAGUGA
Molecule: messenger RNA, 1899 nt
Organism: Closterium sp. NIES-65
Lineage: Eukaryota; Viridiplantae; Streptophyta; Zygnematophyceae; Desmidiales; Closteriaceae
Source: the annotation of a GenBank genome assembly